UUUGAUUUUUACUUCUUUACAUGAGUUUCUGGAGCUUAAUCUUUCACUUUUUGAAAAUUUUGAAUCUAUUAAAGGAAAUUUAGGUUUUAGCUUUUUCUUUGUUGGUGUUGUUGUUAAGCUCUGGGUGUUUUUAGCUUCCAUUGCUAGUGUGACUUACAGUUGUUUGUUCUGUUCUACUUUUAAUCAUUGGAUGCUUUUAUGACUCUUUUUUCUUUUGAACUCAAACAAAAAUCUUGUGAUUGGGUGCUUUUUUUAUUUAUUUUUAUUUUUUUAUUUAUCUCUUACUUGGGAAUUUGAAAAUAUCGCAAUUUGGAUUUUGGGAUUUGCCUUCACAUUCCUCUGCUUUCUUUUUCUUUCUUUUUACUCUUUUAUGUGUUUUGGGAAAUUUCCUUUUUUAACAUGAGAACUAGCUGAGUAAUUGAUGCGUAUAAGGAUUAAAUUUAUCGAUGAUGAUUAUAUAUUUUGUUCUUUCUUCCCGUUAACUCUGGCCGAGAUAAGAGGAGCUAUGAUUUUGUCCAUUUCUUUUUAAUUUUUUUAAUUUUUUUUAAUUUUGGAAACUUAUAUGAAUUGACAGCGAGAAAGAGUGAGAAAAGCAUGUUAUUUAAUGCUUCUGGCUCUUUCCAUUCCACCUUUCUUCAGUUAUCAUAGCUCCGGUAUUUCAUGCAUGAACCUUCUCUAUUUGAGAUAGAUGAAAAUGUUCAGCGAGAAAUCAUCAAUCACAGGUCACUGAGGCACCCUAACAUAGUCAGGUUCAAAGAGGUCAUCUUGACCACUACCCACCUUGCAAUUGUAAUGGAAUAUGCAUCUGGAGGAGAGCUCUUUGAGCGUAUAAGCAAUGCAGGACGCUUUAGUGAGGAUGAGGCUCGCUUCUUCUUUCAACAACUAAUAUCGGGAGUCAGCUACUGCCAUGCAAUGCAAGUGUGUCACCGGGACUUGAAGUUGGAGAACACUUUACUGGAUGGAAGUCCAGCUCCUCGUUUGAAAAUAUGUGACUUCGGCUACUCAAAGUCAUCUGUGCUCCAUUCACAACCAAAGUCAACUGUCGGAACACCUGCAUACAUUGCUCCAGAAGUGCUAUUAAGGCAAGAAUAUGAUGGCAAGAUCGCAGAUGUAUGGUCAUGUGGAGUGACCCUCUACGUGAUGCUUGUUGGAGCCUAUCCUUUUGAGGAUCCUGAUGAACCAAAGGAUUUCCGGAAGACAAUACAAAGAAUCCUAGGCGUCCAGUAUUCCAUUCCCGACUGUGUUCAAAUAUCUCCCGAGUGUCGCCACCUAAUAUCAAGGAUUUUUGAGGCAGAUCCUGCAACGAGAAUCACUAUUCCUGAGAUUAAGAACCAUUCCUGGUUUUUGAAGAAUCUCCCAUCGGAUUUGAUGGAUGAAAACACAAUGGGAAAUCAAUUUGAAGAGCCUGAUCAACCGAUGCAGAGCCUCGAUGCAAUAAUGCAGAUAAUUGCUGAGGCCACAAUACCAGCAGUUGGUUCACAUGGCCUUAUGUGCAUGGCAGAUAACCUUGACAUGGACGACGAUGACGACAUGGACGAUCUGGAUGAUGAAUCUGAGCUUGAUAUAGAAAGCAGUGGUGAAAUAGUUUAUGCAAUUUGACAAAUUGAUAUCAAGGUGCAGAAGCGACAAAUUAUGGGACUUUUCUUUUGGGACUGGUUCUGACUUUGAAAGAAUUUGUUAAGAGGGAAGAACAUUAACAUGUUCUCAUCGCUUUGUAGAUUAUCUUUACAAGUGCUUUUUGCUAGCCUCAGGUUUACCUUACCUGCUCCUUUGGAUUAUGCCAUGUCACUAAAACGCAGCUAUUAACUCGCGUUGUUGAAAAUGAUUGAAAGGCUAUGAGUUAUGAAGGCGGCACGGUCGGAUGAAAGUGCAAUGCUGUCAAAAGUCAGAAGAUCUAUUCUGUUUUCAGGAAGCCAGUUGAACUUGGUUUUACUAUUGCUUUUGACAUUGUCCUGUCUUUGUUUGUCUUGAUUUUGCAUGAAUUUAUGUACUUUGUACAAAAGUUGUGGACUUUCAGUGCUGUGAUUUGUCUCAUUUCCACUGUUGCUUCAUAAGUUAGAGUCAUUACGUUUUGACAGGAGAAGUUCAUCUUUCUUUCUAGUUGCAGCACAAACAAAAUCUAUUUCAUGUCAAUUACAUAGAGGUAUUAGAAGUUACAGGUUAUGUGGAUUCACCUCCAAUUUUGGUUCAUAAAAUAAAGCCCCUUUAAAUUGCUGUA
This is a messenger RNA of Benincasa hispida (wax gourd), 2218 nucleotides long. RefSeq names its product SNF1-related protein kinase 2.2 (gene SNRK2.2). The record is from RefSeq and is a predicted model, not a curated record. Gene Ontology annotation, biological process: protein phosphorylation. NCBI's taxonomy places the organism in Eukaryota, Viridiplantae, Streptophyta, Magnoliopsida, Cucurbitales, Cucurbitaceae. Gene Ontology annotation, cellular component: nucleus. Gene Ontology annotation, molecular function: ATP binding; protein serine/threonine kinase activity.